This is a messenger RNA of Temnothorax curvispinosus, 517 nucleotides long. RefSeq lists its product as uncharacterized. The coding region runs from base 173 to 517 and encodes 114 amino acids. NCBI's taxonomy places the organism in Eukaryota, Metazoa, Arthropoda, Insecta, Hymenoptera, Formicidae. The transcript is spliced from 2 exons. The record is from RefSeq and is a predicted model, not a curated record.
CCUCGAUGCGUAUUUUCCAUCGAUUCAUAUUUUCCUCACGCAAUAAAAUGCUAUUCUUAGUAUAUUUUUCUAUCGCAACACCCAUGGGCAACACCCUUUUUUUACCAUAUAUAAGAACUCGAGACUAGACUUAGGCGUAGUCUAUCCGCACUCUUUGAGUAAACUCAAGACGAUGGAGAAACUUAACGAUUUAAAAUGCGUGUGUGAUGUAUUACAAAAUCAAACCACAGCCCUGACGAGGGAGGUUGAGGAUUAUUGCAACAUGGUGCGGCAGUUGCAGCUGCGCGUGAAGUGCUUAACGGAAAAGGUGCCUCCUUUUUUGCAACUCACCGUUCACGUGGACGAGGAUGCCGCAAUGCUCGAAAAAACGGCUAUCAUUACUUCCUUGGUGAAAAAAUCUUGCAACCAGAUCAGAUUGUUCGUGACGAAACUUCGUGGGACAUCGCGCGGCUGGACUCGCACGAAGAGGCGGGUCGUUGCGAGAGAGACGACGACGAGGGGGAUUCUCCGAACCUGA